AUGGCUUCUGAACAACCGAAUAAACUUCGCAAAGUUGACGGCAAAGGGUUUCGAGUUCGCCAGGUAUAUCAGGAUGCAGCACAGAAGUCUGCAUACGAACAGCUUGGAGGAGACAAGAACGCUGAGAACUUGACAGACAUACCCUUGAAUAAGACCAUAAAAGAAGAGGAAGAUGAUGCAGUGUACAGCAUAGACGGCCCUGUUCGGAGACUGAGGCCCUACUACUUCACGUACAUGACCCACUGUAAGCAGCGAUGGAUAGAUCGAAAUAUUCUGGACGUAUUCGCACACGAAUUUCGGUUACAUCCGAAAAGCUAUUAUCGAAAUGCAUUAGAAAAGGGCAGGGUGACAAUUAAUGAAAAAGUUGCCAAUAUAGAUACAAUCUUGAAAAAUGGCGAUUUGAUUUCGCACAGAAUGCAUCGUCACGAGCCUCCUGUCACCUCAAGACCUGUGAAAAUUGUCCAUGAGGAUGAUGAAUUGGUGGUGAUUGACAAACCAUCUGGAAUACCUGUUCAUCCUACAGGACGGUAUCGCCAUAACACCGUUACUUUUAUUUUAGAAAGAGAAAUGGGAAUCAAGGCUCAUCCUUGUAAUAGACUUGACAGAUUGACGAGCGGGUUGAUGUUUUUGGGCAAGACUGCCGCGGGGGCAGAGAAGAUGGUCAAACAAAUGCGCGAAAGAGAAGUCUCCAAAGAGUACAUUGCCAAGGUGGUUGGCGAGUUUCCUGCACAACGAGAAAUUGUCUGCGAGGAACCUUUGAGAACAGUAGAUCCUAGGAUUGCAUUCAAUAUUGUUGAUCGUGAAAAUGGAAAGGAAGCCAAGACAGUGUUCAAAAGACUCUCGUACGACGGUGUCACAAGCUUGGUGAUCUGCAAGCCACUAACUGGACGCACCCACCAGAUCAGAGUUCAUCUACAAUACCUUGGUCACCCUAUAGUGAAUGACCCGUUGUACUCAUCUCCCAAGAUUUGGGGGCCAAGUUUAGGAAAAGGUGCUGAUUUUGACAUUGAUGCUAUUGCGGAAAAAUUAUCCAAAAUUGGCAAAACCGAGCCUGCCACCAGCUGGCUACAUCCUAAUGAUGACGGCGAGAUACAAUCCACCGGCCAAUUUUGCAGCGACUGCGGCGGUGAGUUGUACUCCGACCCUGGGCCUAACGACCUGGACCUCUACUUGCAUGCUUAUAAAUAUAGCUCAUCACAGAAAAAUGGGUGGUCUUACCAAACAGAGCUUCCGGAAUGGGCCGUGGAGACACAAAAAAAGUAUAUGGCUCUUGCCCUAGAGCAGGCAGAGAAAUGCCCGCAGAUCGAUAGCGCAUUCCGCGUGGGAGCAGUCAUUACGUGUGGUGGCGAGGUGAUUUCUACUGGUCAUACGAGAGAGCUGGAAGGCAAUACGCAUGCAGAACAGUGUGCCAUGGAAAAAUAUUUCGAGAAAACAGGGUCUCGAACUCUGCCGCCGGGCUGUGAGAUCUACACUACGAUGGAGCCAUGCAGCGAGCGCUUGAGCGGUAAUAAACCCUGUCUGGAUCGGAUUCUCGAUUACAAAGAUUGUUUUACAACCUGCUAUGUCGGAGUUAUGGAACCAAAUACUUUUAUUUCCGAGAAUGUCUCUCGCAAAAAGCUGGAGGAGGCAGGUAUAUUAUACAUCCAGGUGCCCGGAUACGCAGAAAAGAGUCUCGAGGUUGCAAAGCGGGGCCAUAAGGAGACGAAAUAG
Ogataea parapolymorpha DL-1 is the source of this 1710-nucleotide messenger RNA. Its product is annotated as drap deaminase. The record is from RefSeq and is a predicted model, not a curated record. The transcript has a single exon. Gene Ontology annotation, molecular function: pseudouridine synthase activity; RNA binding. Gene Ontology annotation, biological process: pseudouridine synthesis. The coding region runs from base 1 to 1710 and encodes 569 amino acids. NCBI's taxonomy places the organism in Eukaryota, Fungi, Ascomycota, Pichiomycetes, Pichiales, Pichiaceae.